CUAAAACCCCUGAAUUUCAAUUUUGAAUUAAAUUUGGUCUGUACUCUCUCUUCUCACUGACGGCAAUGAGAAGUGUCGCAAAUUUCGAAAGUUACCGCUUCCCCCCUCUCCCAAAAUUCCUUAGAAUCUCACUGUUGUUCCCUGAGAUGGCUCGUACUAAGCAAACAGCCAGGAAGUCGACCGGAGGCAAGGCGCCGAGGAAGCAGCUUGCCGCUAAGGCUGCUCAUAAAUCAGCAUCGGCUACCGGAGGAGUGAAGAAGCCUCACCGUUUCAGGCUGGGAACUGUGGCUCUAAGAGAGAUCAGGAAGUACCAGAAGAGUACUGAGCUCUUGAUCCGAAAGCUUCCGUUCCAGAGCCUUGUGCGAGAGAUCGUUUAGGAUUUCAAGACCGAUCUCAGGUUCCAGAGCAGUGCAGUCGCUGCUCUCUAGGAAAUAUUAAGGGAUAAUUAUAAGUUGUCCCUCAACUUAGUUCUUGUUUUCAAUUUCUUCCUAAUAUUUUUAUUCGUGCUAAUUAAGACCUUAUUGUUGGCAACUUAUGUUAUAUAUUAUUCCCAAUUAAGGCUAAAGUUCUCA
This is a messenger RNA of Rubroshorea leprosula, 572 nucleotides long. Lineage: Eukaryota; Viridiplantae; Streptophyta; Magnoliopsida; Malvales; Dipterocarpaceae. The record is from the annotation of a GenBank genome assembly.